AUGACAUCAAGGUUUUCUAAUAAUAGUGAAUUGUUGACAGACUUGGCCCUUUUGUCACCUAUACAAUUUUAUGCAUAUAAGAAAAAAUUACCACAUCAAGCUUUUAAAACUUUGUCAAAAAAAAUAUUAAAAUUUACCAACUUUAAAACUGAAGAUGAAGUUUACAAUCAAAUUCAUGAAGAGUUAAUAAGUUUUUCAAAUAACUGGGAAUUUUUAAAAAUGUCGAUUGCAGAUGAAUAUGAAAUAUUGAAUUGGGAACUUGAAAAUGACGAGGAUCAUUUGGAAGGUGUCUGA
Macrosiphum euphorbiae (potato aphid) is the source of this 294-nucleotide messenger RNA. NCBI's taxonomy places the organism in Eukaryota, Metazoa, Arthropoda, Insecta, Hemiptera, Aphididae. The record is from the annotation of a GenBank genome assembly.